AGAACAGAGGGUGUUGUCCGUCCCUCACAGACAGAUCACGAAACAUCCAACACCAAUUCUGUAUUCGUGUUUUUCUUCAUUUUUAGCCGCUGUUUUUGAGAAGGCUCUGCAUCAGAGAGAAAACAACUGUUUUUGACUGUUAACGGGCCUUUAUUUUAUACAAAGAGACCUGCAAUGUCUCUGCGAGGUGAUGUGUGCGUGGUGACGGGGGCCUGUGGAUUCUUGGGAAAGAGGCUGGUGAGGCUGCUGCUGGAAGAAGAGAAAAUGGCUGAGAUUCGACUUCUGGACAAACAGAUACAGCUGCAGUAUUUGCAGAGUUUGGAGGACUGCAAAGGUGAGACAAAGCUGCGAGCUUUCGAAGGGGACAUGAGGGACAGUGAUUUCCUGAUCAAAUGCUGCCGUGGGGCAUCGAUCGUCUUCCACAUCGCAUCCAUCAUUGACAUCAAAGAUUCAGUGGAGUACAGUGAGAUUUACGGAGUGAAUGUCAAAGGAACCCAGCUGCUUUUGGAGGCAUGUAUUCGGGAGAACGUAGCGUCCUUCAUAUACACCAGCACCAUUGAAGUUAUAGGGCCAAACUCCAAGGGAGAACCCAUAAUCAAUGGCAGUGAGGACACCGUCUAUGACAUCACUUUGGACAUCAACUACAGCAAGACCAAAAGUGAGGCUGAGGAGAAAACCCUGAAGGCCCACGGUGAGGUGCUCCAGAACGGAGGCCAGCUAGCCACCUGUGCACUCAGACCCGCGUAUAUCUAUGGAGAGGGCUGCCGCUUCCUCCUAGGCCACAUGGCCGAUGGGAUAAAAAACCGAAAUGUUCUGCUUCGUAUGUCACUCCCCGAGGCCCUUGUGAAGCCUGUCUAUGUGGGCAACGUGGCUGCCGCUCAUCUCCAAGCAGCCCGCAGCCUCAAAGAUCCGCAGAAAAGAAAUGCUGUUGGAGGGAAGUUUUACUUCGUUUCUGAUGACACACCACCUGUGAGUUAUUCAGACUUCAACCACACCGUGAUGUCUCCUCUGGGUUUCAGUAUUCAAGAGAAACCCAUGUUGCCACUCACCCUCUUCUACUUACUAACUUUCCUUAUGGAGACAGUAGCCUGGAUCCUACGGCCUUUCAUACGCAUCGUCCCACCACUGAACCGUCAACUCCUCACCAUGUUGAACACGCCAUUCAGUUUUUCCUAUGAGAAAGCCAAGAGGGAUCUGGGAUAUGUCCCCAAAUACAGCUGGGAGGAAGCACGCAAAUGCACCACUGAAUGGCUCGCCUCCCAGUUGCCAGCAGAGAGAGAAAGAAUCUUGUCUAAAUAGAUGAAAAAUGACCAAAAGUCAUUAGCAUUUUUUGUGAAACUGUUAAACAUAUAGACAUAAUUUGAAAUUAACCAUGGAAUUGUGAAGUCCUGUUUUUAAGGCUUAACUUUCUAAGAUAAGAUAAUAAACGUCAUUAACCCACAUGGGAAGUUUGAUAAAGAGUGCUACACAUACCUGCAUUCACAGAAAACAGGGUUAAGUGCUAACCUUUGAACUAAGACUAGCAAGCAUAUUAAGGAGAGUCUAGGGGGACUGACAUACAUGUAGAGCCAGCCUCAAGUGAGCAUUAACGAAACUACAGCUUUAUCAUUUCCACAUUGGCUUCAAGCUUUAAUACCUACAACAUGUACACCUAUAGACUUAUAGUUUUCCUGUGACAGUAAGCAGAAAUGUAUAGCAUGUGAAAACAGAGCAUGAGUGUUGACAUUUCUUUCAAAUGGCAUGUUUGUGAAAGUUUUUCAAAGUACACUAUGAUAACUUUGUCAUAUGUUUUUGUUCGACUGACAACACAGCCACUAAAGACACACUGUCUUAGAGCAGGAGCUGUGAAUCUGUACUGCUAGCCAUUUAUCCCAAAAUGACACAGAGGAUAAGUGCUCAAUUAAAAAACUACUGCAUGACCUGCUGUUUCUGUCUUACGCAUACUAA
Molecule: messenger RNA, 1947 nt
Organism: Pelmatolapia mariae (spotted tilapia)
Lineage: Eukaryota; Metazoa; Chordata; Actinopteri; Cichliformes; Cichlidae
Gene: hsd3b1
Product: hydroxy-delta-5-steroid dehydrogenase, 3 beta- and steroid delta-isomerase 1
Exons: 3
Coding region: 175-1299 (374 amino acids)
Biological process (GO): steroid biosynthetic process
Molecular function (GO): 3-beta-hydroxy-Delta5-steroid dehydrogenase (NAD+) activity
Source: RefSeq, a predicted model, not a curated record